Molecule: messenger RNA, 3638 nt
Organism: Thunnus maccoyii (southern bluefin tuna)
Lineage: Eukaryota; Metazoa; Chordata; Actinopteri; Scombriformes; Scombridae
Product: cleft lip and palate transmembrane protein 1-like protein
Exons: 17
Coding region: 327-1934 (535 amino acids)
Cellular component (GO): membrane; endomembrane system
Source: RefSeq, a predicted model, not a curated record
CUCCUCCGCUCGCAUCUUAGGUGGGAGGGACUAAGACGCGAGGAGAGGAGGUGAGGAAAGGAAUUGAGGAUGUACAAAAUUGAGAAAUGAGAGGAGGGGGGCUUGAGUCUCCCCUGCAUCCACGGUGGGAGGGACUAAGACGCAAGGAAAAGACACAAGUGAGGGAAACGUGGAUGCAGUUUAAGAGACCUGGGAUGCACCCUAUGUGUCGACGCUGUGUACUCGACCUCAUCAAACCGCUCCGAUCUUCAACCUAGACCGCGUCCAUUUUUAUUUUGUUUGUUAGUCGUUGAUAUUCUCCAGCAUCAGUAUAUAUAUAAGCUGCCAUGUUCCCAUCGUGCUGCUCCAAGCCGGCGGACGGCAGCGCUAAGAGGAGCUCCAUCGCUAAGCUGCUGCUCGGGGUGUUUGUGGUCUACAUGCUCCACACCGCCUGGCUGCUGUACGGCUUCCUCAACACCAAACCCUGCGAUGGAGGCAGAGGAGAGCACUGCAUCAGCUCCUACCUGACAGCAAGACCCAGACUGCAGCUGAGCGUCUUCACCUGCCUCGUGCCAGACAACAGCCAGCUCAACCUCGCUGUAAAAAUAGACCCGUUUGAUCCGCACUCUACAUUUGAGAGGCGGGUGAACGUGUCUCUGCCAGAGGAGACUCAAGCGAAUGGCACCCUGUAUGCAGUCGUGUAUGUUCACAAGGCCGGUGUUUCACCUUUAGAGGACAGCAGAGAGGUCCACUAUGCAGCUCAGCUCACCAUCUACAUCACUCCCACACACAGAGAAGGGCAGAGAGACACGCAGAGGAGGUCAAGCGCCCGAUCAGAGAAUCCCGUAUCCCACUGGAGACCUCACCUGUCAAUUAAUAUGAUGUCAGAGGACUUCACCUUUAACAAGGCGGGACUUCCCAGUGAUGUGCGGCGCUACAUGAGGGUCUCUCAGGAAGGCAGACAGAUGAUGUACCUUCCUCUGCUGCUGGUUAACGAGCUCAGCUUCAGAGUCAGAGACCUCAUGGAGAUCAGCAGCAGCACCAUCCAGCUCCCUCUGACUGUGUCCUAUGAGGGAAUCUCUUUAAGGAGAUUCAGAUUUUGGGUCCAUCUACAGGAUGUGGUUUAUUCUCUGCGGCAGUUUGGCUUCACAGAGGAAAACAUAGAUGAGAUUAAAGAAACUCUGGUCGGCUCCAACCUUUACCUGUUAGUGCUGACUGCACUCAUCACAGCUCUGCAACUCAUCUGUGAAUUCCUGGCUCUGAAAAACGACAUCAGCUCAUGGAGAAAAAAGAAGAGCAUGGUGGGAAUGUCCAGGAAGUCAGUUCUGUGGCGGAGUCUCAGUACUUUGCUGAUUUUCCUCCAUCUGCUCGAGGAGACGAGUCUUCUGGUGCUGCUUCCUGUCGGUCUCGGAGCAUGCGUAGAGGUAUGGAAGCUGUUUAAAGUGUUUAAGAUCCAUGUGCAGUUGAAAAGCUCCAAGCUCCAUGUAAACAAGCUGGAUGAAGAAGAAAGAAAGACAGUGGAAUAUGACACACAGGCGUCCAGAUACUUGUCCUACUUGGUCUAUCCUCUGUGUAUGAGCGGAGCUAUUUUCUCUCUGGCCUACUUACGUCAAAAGAGUUACUACUCCUGGAUGAUCAACAGCCUGGUGACUGGAGUGUACGCCUUUGGCUUCCUGUCUAUGGCCCCGCAGCUCUUCAUCAACCACAAGUUGAAGUCUGUGAGCCACCUGCAGGGGACAGUGUUGAUGUACAGAGGAGUAAACACCCUGAUCUCAGAUCUGUGCUCCUGCGCCUCCUUUUUCUCCUCCUCUGGAUCCUUCUCGUCAUCUCAUCAACUCUCCUGCUUCAGAGACGAGCUCCUCUUCCUCCUCUACCUCUACCAGCGAAGGCGUUACGCCCCUAAAGCCAGAAGACGAGAGUCCGGGACCCACAGCAAGAAAGUAAAGACUCAGUGAGAAGAAGGCGGUUGAAUGAAUGCACAAACACACAAAAACUCAUAAAAGAAGAAAGGUCCAAGGCACUCUUCUGGCAAGAAGUUUAAAAGCCUUUAUUCAGAUGGGUGACACACUGACGAAGGCUCUAUUUUAGCAUGCACAGGUAUUGUCUGUGUUUUUAAGAAUUCCACCAUGAAAUAGCCAUCUGAAUAAAGGCUUUUACAUUUUUUUGCCAGGAGAAUGCCCCGGACCUUUCUUCUUUUUUGAACUUUUGUGUUCCCUACCAAAGAGCACCGUCAUCACACUUGUUUGAACUUCCGAGCACUCCGGACCUUUUCUUUCUGAACACAAAAACUCAUCUUCGGAAAACAGCGAGGGAAUAAAUGAACCUCGAAGGAGUGAGACGGAGACUCAGGCGGGACACUCGGCCACGUGUUGUUGCCGCAGCAGCUACAGACUGAUCCGAGACGAGCUGCUCCGCUUCAGACGCCUCGCCGCUGUACACUCACGGUGCUGCUGCUUUCUGCGAGGCGUUGAUGGAGCGUCACCCUUUACCGCUGCUGUGGUUGAACGUCGCUGUACAUUUCACACUGGGAUGGUAUGACCAGUCGUAAUGUGUGUUUGCUUUAUUCUCCUCCAUAUGCACUAGUAUAGGUGUUAUUGAAAGUGUUUCCUGGUGAAAUUGUGAGGGACGGAACCUUCAACUCCAACUACAGCUCAACCAUGUUGUUACUAGACUUAAACGUCAUGGGUUAAGGUCAUGACUGACUCGACUGUCCUAACUUCUUAAACACUGAUUCUCCCUUUAAAAUGUAAUUUAACAACCUGCAAAGUAAGAAAAGAUUUUUUUUUUACAUAUUGUUUGAACAGAUUUAUACAUACUGUAAAGAGUUUAUUCUGUUUGUGCUUGUUCCAUCAUUUCACUGAAGCUAAACAUUGCUUAUACAGACUGAAAUAUCUUAAUUAAUGUCAUGGCUUCACCUUUAAUUAAUUCAUGUAUUUUAUACACAAUUCCUCCAACUUCAGCGCAACAUAUCUGGUGCUUUUGGAAACCUUGUGAUCCUUACUACAAUCUUAAAUAAUGCUCUGAGGUUUGAACAUCGCGUGGCUCAGUGACACAAGUUUUAUAACGAUGGACUCGCAGGUGGAUCCUGCAGAUAAGCCACAUGGUCACACCGGACCAGCAGCAUGAAGCACUUUUUUCUCUUCAUGCAGUGAAGGUAGAGAGUAAUCUUGUACAUCUAAACUGUCAUCAGAUAAAGUUUUAUUUGCGUUUUGUCAUAAUAUCCACCAUCAUGUAUUACAUACUGGCUAUUUCCGCUGUUAAUGUACUAUACAUCUAUUUAGAAAAGACUGAAUCCAAGUUGCCAACAAGUAUAAAAAGAGGCUACAGCACUCCAAACUAAUUAACCGCUCGCAGCAAAUAUCCUGAUGGCAUGUGUUUCAAAAAUAUUCUCACUAGUGCAUCACAAACUAUGAUAAAACUAUGUUACCUGCAGACGUCAUAAUGCAGAGCUCUAAAUCUCACAUAUCUCGCUGUUUAUUGUGCUUAAGCUACGCUGAUCUCUAAUUUCUUCUCGUUUGCUGAAUGAGCUGCUUGAACUGGAUGAUAAUUGAGAAAUUGCCAAUAUUUUUAGAGAUUAUUUUGUUUUUCAUUCUUUUGACAAUGCAUCCUGCUUGUUAACUUUUGAUAAUAUGGAAUGUAAAUAAAAAAAACAAACAAAC